Lathyrus sativus (Indian pea) is the source of this 2511-nucleotide messenger RNA. The record is from the annotation of a GenBank genome assembly. NCBI's taxonomy places the organism in Eukaryota, Viridiplantae, Streptophyta, Magnoliopsida, Fabales, Fabaceae.
AUGGGUAAGAAACAGAAGCAGCAGAAGAUCGUUCUCCCGCCGGACCUCCCACCGGAGAUCCCAGACGAUGAAGUUGAGUAUUCCGACGACGACAUCAAAUUCGUUAAGGAAAAUCGCGCUUUCGCUUCUUUGCUUUCCACUUUGGACACUCAAUCAAUCACCAAGCAUGUUACACGGGUUGCUGAUGCGAAAGAAGAGGCUUUGGAGAAACUGUAUGAGCAACGUAUGCAAAGGAAUGCUCUCAAGAAAGAAAAAGAAGAAACAGGUCUGCAGGUUGAUCGAGUAGAUGCUCUUCCAGUCAAGACUUUGGAUGGAAAAAUCUAUUUUCGGACAGCUACAAAGACAGCAGCAGUAAAUGGUCCAAGUGAAGAGGAAGCUGGAGAGGACGGCAAUGCAGACAAAGGUUUUUUUAAGCUAACUAAGGCUGAAAAGAGAGCCAAGCUUAAGAAAAUUAGGAAAGAGGGGAAAAAACAAGACAAAGAGGUGGCGAAAGAAGAAGUGGAAGAAGCACCACAAGCAGCAGCUUUGGCUGAGGUUGAAGAAGAUCUUAAAGUUGAAGAGGCAUUUGAAAGUAAAAAGUUUAAGCUUGCAGAGUUGGGAAAUGCCUUGUUAACAGACCCAGAGUCCAAUAUUAAAGAUCUGAAGGAGAUGGUGCAGCUAUCUAAAGAUAAUGAUCGCACCAUUGUUAAACUUGGACUUCUAUCCCUCUUGGCUGUUUUCAGAGAUAUUAUUCCUGGCUAUCGAAUUAGGCUUCCUACUGAAAAGGAACAAGAAAUGAAGGUUUCAAAGACUAUUAAAAAGAUGCGUUUUUAUGAAUCAACUCUCCUCUCUGCAUACAAGGCUUACUUGCAAAGGUUGAUAGCCUUAGAAAAGCAGCCUUUAUUUCAGCUUGUCGCAGUUCGCUGUAUUUGUUCUUUGCUUGAAUCAAAUCCUCAUUUCAACUUUCGUGAAACCUUGUUGAAUGCGACUAUCAGAAACAUAAGCUCCAGUAAUGAUGCCAUAAGACAACUUUGCUGUUCCACAAUUAAGUCACUUUUUACAAAUGAGGGUAAACAUGGUGGUGAAGCUACUGUGGAGGCUGUGCGGUUGAUUUCGUAUCAGGUUAAAGAUCAUAAUUGCCAGCUGCACCCUGAUUCCCUUGAGGUUUUCUUGUCUCUAUCAUUUGAUGAGGAUCUUGGGAAGUCAGAAAAGACAGAUAGGGAUCAGAAAUAUAAAAACAAGAAAGAUAAGAAAAGAAAACACAUGGAGGGAUCAAAUCAGUUGCCGGAAAAUGACAGAAAGAAAAGUAGGAAAGAGUCGAUUUCUAAGACAAGAGAGGAGGUUGAAGCUGAUUACAAGGCUGCUUCCUUUACCUUGGAUGCUACAGAGAAGAGACAGAUGCAAACACAAACACUCUCUGCUGUAUUUGAGACGUACUUUCGCAUUUUGAAGAAUACAAUGCAGUCCAUAGUUGCCAGGCCUGAAGGAAACCCUGGGGUACUUUCGGCUGCAGUGGGGGGGGAACCCCACCCAUUGCUUGAUCCUUGUCUGAAGGGACUGGCGAAAUUCGCACACUUGAUUGACCUUGAUUUCCUGGGUGACCUAAUGAACCAUUUGAAAAUUCUUGCUUCUGGAGGUAGAAACUCAGGCAACACAUCUGAGAAGUUUACUAAAUGUCUGACCGUAUCUGAACGCCUCCAAUGUUGCAUCGUUGCUUUUAAAGUGAUGAGAACCAAUCUUGAUGCCUUGAAUGUUGAUUUACAGGACUUCACUGUCCAUCUUUACAAUCUCUUACUUGAAUACAGGCCUGGAAGAGAUCAAGGAGAGGUGUUAGCAGAGGCUUUGAAGAUAAUGCUGUGUGACGAUAGGCAGCAUGACAUGCAAAAAGCUGCUGCAUUUAUAAAACGUCUGGCUACAUUGUCAUUGAGUGUUGGAUCUGCAGAUUCUAUGGCAGCCUUGGUCACAGUAAAGCACCUCCUUCUGAAAAAUAUCAAGUGCAGAAAUUUGUUGGAAAAUGACACUGGAGGGGGCUCUGUUUCUGGCACAAUUCCGAAAUAUCUACCAUAUUCAACAGAUCCUAUUUUAAGCGGUGCCCUUGCUUCUGUACUUUGGGAACUGAGUCUUUUGUCCAAACACUAUCAUCCGGCCAUAUCGACGAUGGCAACAGGCCUUUCAAGCAUGAGCACCGAACAAAACCAAGUGUUUCUCUCCAAGUCGUCUCCUCAACUAGCUUUCAAGGACAUGUCUAUUGACCAAGAACUAUGUUUUGAACAAAGUGGCAGUAUAAAAUUAAACAACAAGAAAAGACGAUCAAAUGGCAAUGCUACAUCAGAUACCAUUGGUUCCACAACAGUAACAAGUUCAUUCGACGAGGAUGAUUUGCGAAGGAAAUUUAGUUCCCAUUUCAUGAUUCUUCAUGAGAUCAAGGAGAAUGAAAGGUUGAGAAGUAAGUUGAAUAAGACUGCACAAUCACUUCAGCUAUAUGAACAAUACAAGAAACAAAAAAAGAAACGAUCAAAACCAAGUAAAUGA